GCUGGAGCAAAACGCCAACAAAACUGGGGCAAAAUGUUGUCAACUUAUUGCAUUUUAUGCAUCAACGAGAGCAUAAAUUUAACAUGAAUCAUGUAGACAUUUCGAAAGUGAUGAAACAUUUUUGAGAACCAAAAAUAUGUGAAUGCCCAAGUAAUCGCAAGUACUACGAGUCUUUUCUUGAUGGUGUUUGUUUACUUCCGCCACGUGCGCGUGUAAUUCCCCGGUUAAAAUUUGUUUACAAUUUAUUUCCAGCAGUAAACAUAACUUCCUGUAAUGUUAGACUGCAUCAUCAAACUUGGGGGAAGUGCGAUAACACAGAAAGACUGCCUUGAAACACUGAAAGUCAAAGAAUUGAAAGAAGCUUCAAAGUUGGUAGCAGUCUGUGCACUUCAUAAGUUGAAAUGCAUCAUUGUGCAUGGUGCAGGAUCAUAUGGCCAUCAUCAUGCAAAAAAAUUUGGUGUCAAUGAUGGUUUUUUGAAAAAAGGAAGUUCUGAAAGAUGUCGUGAGGGCUUUUGCAAAACACGGAUAUCAGUGAUGAAGCUACAGCAACAAGUAGUAGAAAACCUGGUGGAGGAAGGAGUCUUAGCAGUAGCACAGUCUCCCUGUAACACCUGGCGAAUGUCUGGAGGCCAGGUUGUGAGUGACAACGUGGAAAGCCUUUUGGCACUUGUGGAAGCAGGAUUUGUGCCAGUUAUCCAUGGAGAUUGUGUGCUUGAUGAUUCUAAAGGUUGCUGCAUACUCAGUGGAGACACAGUAAUUAAACACAUUUGCGAGAAAACAUCUGUGGGAAGAGUCCUGUUUCUUACUGAUGUGGAUGGUAUAUAUAACAGACCUCCUGAAGUUGAAGGAGCUAGUCUGCUGCCUGUUAUAAAUAUUAAAUCCUCAGGAGACACAGACAUACCCUUUUUGUCAUCCAAAUCUGAAUUUGAUGUGACCGGAGGGAUAGCACUGAAACUGAACACUGCAUUUAAGAUAGUUUGGGUCACUGGAGGUAAAACACCAGUGUUUAUAUGCAAGGUUGGCUCUCCAGCAGCUACAAGUGUCGUCUUGCAAGGGGACUUCAUGGGGGAGAAAGGAACACGGAUUCAAAUAGAAAACCUACAAUAGUGCACAAAAGAUUAUCAUAAUAUCUUAAGGUCUUAAGAAUUUGAAACACUUUGACACUAUAAUUAAUAUUUUUGCCUCAUCACAUAGAUUAUAUUGAUGAUAAAUGCUCUAUUUGAAUCAUAAGAAUGGAGAUCUGAAUCAAGAAAUA
This is a messenger RNA of Lingula anatina, 1255 nucleotides long. RefSeq lists its product as uncharacterized. Gene Ontology annotation, biological process: terpenoid biosynthetic process. NCBI's taxonomy places the organism in Eukaryota, Metazoa, Brachiopoda, Lingulata, Lingulida, Lingulidae. The record is from RefSeq and is a predicted model, not a curated record. Gene Ontology annotation, molecular function: isopentenyl phosphate kinase activity; kinase activity. Gene Ontology annotation, cellular component: cytosol.